Messenger RNA from Papaver somniferum (opium poppy), 939 nucleotides. RefSeq lists its product as uncharacterized. Bases 1 to 939 code for a protein of 312 amino acids. The transcript has a single exon. Gene Ontology annotation, molecular function: RNA-DNA hybrid ribonuclease activity; nucleic acid binding. The record is from RefSeq and is a predicted model, not a curated record. NCBI's taxonomy places the organism in Eukaryota, Viridiplantae, Streptophyta, Magnoliopsida, Ranunculales, Papaveraceae.
AUGGGGGCAGUUUUAGGACAAUAUGAUGAAGAUGGUAAGAAAGAUCGGGCUAUUUACUAUGAAUCAAAAUACUCAACAUUAGAGAAAACAUGCCUUGCUCUUGUCUGGGCUACUCAACGGCUUAGACAUUACAUGUUAUCUCAUUCGGUGCAAUUGUUAUCAAGGAUGGACCCACUUAAAUAUCUAUUUGAAAAGCCAAUAAUCUCAGGGAGAACGGCCAGGUGGCAGUUGUUGUUAGAAGAAUUUGAUAUCACUUAUCUGAUACAAAAGUCAAUAAAAGGAAGAGCAAUACCAGAUCACUUAGCAGCGCAACCUAUCCCGGAUUGCGAGACACUCAUAACAGAAUUUCCCGACGAACAUAUCCUUGUUGCUGAACAAGAUGAUGAAGGUGAAUUGUGGAAGAUGUAUUUUGAUGGAGCAAUGAACCCAGUUGGUAAAGGAGCAAAGGCAAUUUUGAUAUCUCCUGAUGAGGUACGCAUUCCAAUUUCUAUUCAAUUGAAUUUCAACUGUACUAACAAUAUGGCUAAAUAUGAAGCAUGCAUUGAUGGAUUGAGAGAUGCCUUGGAGUUAUCAGUCAAGAAGUUGGAGGUAUAUGGAGAUUCUUUGCUGAUUGUCAACCAAACACAGAAAGUCUGGAAGAUCAAGGAAGAAAAGCUAGUUUCAUACCAUGAAUGCCUCAUGAAGCUGGUGGAGAAGUUUGAUUGCAUUACUUUUCAUCAUCUCUAUAGAUACAACAAUCAGUUUGCAAAUGCAUUAGUUGCUUUAGCAUCACUAAUCCCGAUCCAAGGAGAUUCCACAGUCAAACCCAUCGAGGUGGCGCGAAGAGAGCAACCAGCUUACCGUUACGCGGUUGAGAUCGAAGCAGAAACACCCGACGGAGUCCAUGGUACCAUGAUAUCAAGAAUUACUUAUAGUAUCAGACGAUGCCAGACGGGUUGA